This is a messenger RNA of Peronospora matthiolae, 3396 nucleotides long. NCBI's taxonomy places the organism in Eukaryota, Oomycota, Peronosporomycetes, Peronosporales, Peronosporaceae. The record is from the annotation of a GenBank genome assembly.
AUGCCGACAUCAACUCGAGCUGCGAGUUGGCGCGUGGGCGAGCGGCAAGCGCCUCGUGCUCGUCGAGCUCUCGCGUGGCGCACGUUGAAAAAGGACGAGCUGCAUCCUUUGUCUACUGCGUAUGUGUCUGCAGCUGAAACAGGAGCGUCUGGACCUUUGUGCGCGUCGUUUCCGCGUCAAGAUGCAGGGGUUAAGCCAAUCAGGACAAGGGAAGCGCUGCCAGAGCUCGUAGGACUGCACGAAGAAGACGCUGAUCCAGCUGGAGGUAUUGUGCUAUCUACAGAUGGGAAGAAGUCGAGAUCUGGGCCAUCAGAUGUGUCUGUGGAGCUGGUUCUGGACGUCAUAAAGAUGGAGGAAACACGGGACACGAGUGGGGCUGGCACUGUGCUACGUACAGUCAAGAAGCAGUGGAAAGAACAGGACAGAGAGAAGCUCCUGGCUGGUUGUUUCCAUGAUGUGUCCCGGGUGGAAGAAAAGGUGCUCGACGUGAAGAAGCGGGAGCACGAGAGGGUGUGGGGACGACGUAGUGACUGGUUUUCGACCGAAAAGACGGACGAGAGAACCGAGACAGCGACGUUGAUUGAGAAGACACGGAAAAGAUUGCUGAAGAUGGAGCGUGGACGUCACCGGAAAGUCGAGGCGUUACGCAUUGCCAUCAAGUGUGUGAAACUACUUGCAGACACUACGACCGCACCUCAGCUGUACCCAUGCGUGUUUGUGCUGGUGACGGACGUGCUUGAUGCGUUUGGACAACUAGUGUACGAUCGCAUUUACGCCCAAGCGUCGGGGGAGGAAAAUGGUCAGCCUCUGUCUGAACCAUUGGGAGAGCGCUUCAGGAGAUCGGACGUUAAUGUCCAAGCGGUUGAAACGUGUCGGAAUUGGUUCUACAAGUCGGCUUGCAUUCGAGAGCUUCUUCCACGCAUCUACAUUGAGGUUGCGCUGCUUGGAUGUUAUCGGUUCCUUUGCGACGACGAGUAUCCGCAGAUUGUAGCACGGUUGUCAAACAUGAUCAAAGGUGUAGGCGACCCAAUGGUCGCGUUAUACGCUCGGUUGUACCUGUCGUUAGCGAGUUCCGAGCUGGUGGGCGUCACCUCUUCCGCUGGCCAUAUUGUCAUAGCGAGCAGCAGUCUCUUUGACUACUUUUACGCUUUCGACUGGUUCCGGCAACACAAGCUUGGGCACUGGUUGCUAACGAACAAGAUGAGAUACGAAGAGUACCUGGCCCUGCAUUCACCUGCUGUGAAGUGGCUCAUUAAGUGCGCGGCUCCAAAGGCCACUCAGGAUACGUUCGAUUCGCUGCUGGCGCACUACCGGAAGUAUGUCGACAAUUCGAUGGUGUUAAAGCACAUAUGCGAGUAUUUUAGUGCUCAAUUUUACGCCGCAACACCUAGCGUGAUGGUGGAUCUGAUUCGCACCGCGUCUCCGUCUCUCGUUUCCAAGUGCCAUCUUUACAGUACACUUGCAACGCAGCUGAGCAAGACGACUAGUAUCGCAGCUAACGAGCCGGGCGGGAAGUUGCAGUUCUUGAACAGUUCGUGGUCGUUCAUUACUUCUCAGGAAGACGUUGCACAGUAUGUGGAGUGUGCAGCAGCUUACAUGAAGCUCAUUGUGGUCCACUUUUCGCAUCGCGAGGCCCUCAUCCUUCUCAAGGACGUUGUUCGCCAUCUUGAUGCAGCAACACCCGAAGAGCUUACGCCGAGAUCAUACAAUCGACUCGGCACGCUGAUCGAAAAUGUCGUGUUUGGAGCCAAGCAGAGCUACGAGUUCUUCUCAAAACUCAUUCCGUCCUCUGCUUUUUUGACUAUCAUGGGCAUGUUCAAGCGAGAAUCCAGUGUGGACGUGGCGAGGAAAGUCUUGCGAGCCUUUGUUAGCGGGGAGUUGAAAAAGGCAUCGAACCGCUUAGGCACCUUACGACUUCACAUCGUCGGCCCUGAGGCUGCCGUGACGCACGCGCUUAUGACUGUAUGUUGCCGUGUACACGAUGCGCUUGAUUCUCUCAGCACCGUGUCAGAGCGCACCGAGGCUACCCGCGAUAUAUCGGCUUUCGUCACCCGGCUCGGAUACGUGAACGAAUAUACGACUGUGAGUGAACGAGCACAAGGUGCAGAACAGGAGGCGUUGCUCAUGCUUUACACAGAUUGCCGUCGUGCAUUCUACAAGCUUGAGCAAAUCGGGAUGCUACUUUCCACGAUGGUUCUCCGGCUCGCGAUGUAUUCCUACAAACGUGUGUGCAGAAGCGUGAGAUCGUCAAAAUUCCAGAGCAAGAAGCACGCUCAUGUGCGGCGCGGAUUUAUUCAAUCCUGCUUGGCAUUCGCGCACAUUACGAUACCGUCAGUCGAAGCAUCGCUUGAAAAGAUACAGCUCAUGGUGUUGGCAGCAAAUGUAGCACUGGUGACAGGUUGUGUCCCCCAGAUGGACGCACUGGUGAAAGCUGCCAUCAUGCUGCUCGCGGAUUUGGAUAUCGACGCACUUCAACUUGCUGGCAACUGCGACGAAAACGUACAUCAUCAGUCUGAGCCAGAGAGUAUCAGCAGCACGAGUAGCGUCAUUAGCCAGGUGUUGCAAACGAUUGCUCACUUGGUGAACGUGUUGGUAUAUGCUCCUUCGCUGAAUGACGAGGACGCCUUCUACUUUGUCAAUGCGCUGCGCAAAGCUGUGCUGGAGCGUAUGAAAUGGAUGCCACGGAACCCGUCCUCGCUGUCACAUGGUCUUGAAGCAGGUGUUGCUCGCGUGCGCGUGUCACUCAUGCUUAUUCAAGUCUAUGCUUUGUGGGGACAGCAGUCGCUACCAGAUCGCCUAAAUGGUGUAGACUCGAAUGAUGUGCUCUACGGUGGCGAAGACGCCUUUUACGACGAAGUCCAGGCACACUUCAGCUCGAUCAUUGAGGAAAUUGUGCAAGGCAUCGACGCACUGGGCGAACUCAGCGAGGACAACGGCAACGUGGAUAGAACUGUCGCUGAGCGCGUAACAGUAGCGCAGGUCGAGCUUAUGUUGGACUUCAUCAACUUGGUCGCCCCCGUGCUUGAAUGCGACGACGGCCGACUUGGAGCAGCUUUGACCACGAGCGAUUCGUUUCGAGAAGACGGAAUCGCUGAGACCAGUCAUAGUGACAGCAGACGACGGAAGAAACCCCGUUCUGGUCUUGCGUUGGUUCGCAAGUGUAUGACGUACAGCUACGAGAAAGCACGAUUGCUGAAGCAAGUCGAGCUGAGAGGAGCGGCAACAACCGAAGUGCAGAUGGCCUCGACGGCCUGUCACUAUUUUGACAGCACACGCGCGUAUAUCAUCGAUUUCAUGCUGGAGACGUCGAAGCGCAUUGCCAGCAUGUAUCCAGAAGCAAGCAGCCAGCAGUCUAUCCAAUCUCUUGUUGAAGCACUCGAGCAGUUUACGCUCUGA